Molecule: messenger RNA, 368 nt
Organism: Amoebophrya sp. A25
Lineage: Eukaryota; Dinophyceae; Syndiniales; Amoebophryaceae
Source: the annotation of a GenBank genome assembly
AGGUCUUCCAUUUUAUUGUGAAUAUAUUAUAAGAUCAACAAGUGUUGCAUCAACUUGUACUAACAACUCUAUCUUGCUGAAAUUUCAGUUUCACCAUGGCCCCAUCCUCGUCUCGUGCUCCGCCUCUUCCGAACAAGUCCAGCGGCACACACUACGACACUCUCGGUGUUGGCAAGAGUGCUGGAGGUGAUGAGAUCAAAAAGCAGUACCGAAAGCUUGCCCUAAAGUGGCAUCCAGAUAAGAAUAAGGGGAGCCGUGAAGCAGAGGAAACCUUUAAACGAGUGGCGGAAGCGUAUUCUGUUCUUCAAGAUGCGCAGAAGCGGAAAGAAUAUGAUGCACAAAUUCUAGCGGCCGGUCGUGACUCCUCU